Molecule: messenger RNA, 838 nt
Organism: Rhodofomes roseus
Lineage: Eukaryota; Fungi; Basidiomycota; Agaricomycetes; Polyporales; Fomitopsidaceae
Exons: 2
Coding region: 314-769 (151 amino acids)
Source: RefSeq, a predicted model, not a curated record
GGCUCAACCAGGUGGACUCGGCUUUCAACCGUUGAUGAGCUGAUUGUCCGGACACACACGGCAGUCUGUGUGCAGAUGUUCGGACAUAGAAGCUAUCUAUCUGAAGUGUGUUCGGAGUUCGCCGCCCAUCAAAUGCCCUCUAUGCCCACUUCUGUCCGCUGUCUGUGGCUAGCAUCAUAUUCUAGGACACAGUUGGGCGAGGCGUCCGGGUACCGAUGACAGCCAAUAUGCAAUGGUCGGGCAAGUGCGUGCGUAGCUUAUUGAUGUCUGUACCCGGAUUCGGUGACCACAUUCGAUCGGAAGACUUCCGUCUAUGCGCCCACCUUUCACGUCACUGACGCGUCGCAGGUUCAUCGGCUCAAUCACGCGCAACCGGCGGUUCGUCAAGUCGUACUCCGCCAUGUCCAUCGUCCUCUUCACCGCGUCGCUCGUCUCCUCGGGGCUCUUCCUCUGGACGCUCUACACGGAGAAGAACCUCACCACGGACUGCGUCGUGUCGAACGCGAACAACAACAUCACGAUCGACCAGUGCGACACGCACGUCAGCAAGGCGGGCAAGAUCAUCAUCACCGUGGUCCUCUCUGUCCUGAUACUCGUCCACCUCUACAUCGUGGUCGUGAUUCGGCGGUACGUCGAGCAGCUGGAGGACGAGAGUGACCUCUGGCAGGGCCCGUACAAGCUCACGACGACGGACAUCAACCAGAGCCUGAUGCAGACGAAUGUGCCCUACCCGUACGCCGACGGGUUGCACUCGUACGGCAACGCAUAAGCGUGCCCUCUGCGUUUCUGUUCUGCCAUGCUCCGCCCAGGAGCGCGGCGGCCUCCCGCCCGCUACGGA